Molecule: messenger RNA, 990 nt
Organism: Budorcas taxicolor (takin)
Lineage: Eukaryota; Metazoa; Chordata; Mammalia; Artiodactyla; Bovidae
Gene: PRSS38
Product: serine protease 38
Exons: 5
Coding region: 1-990 (329 amino acids)
Biological process (GO): proteolysis
Molecular function (GO): serine-type endopeptidase activity
Source: RefSeq, a predicted model, not a curated record
AUGGCCGCGGCACUGACUGGCUCUCGCACUGGGCCUGGAGAGUCCUGGCCCAUGACCCCGAGCCUCCUCCUGCUCCUGUUUCUCCUGCCUCCCACCCAGGUUGCAGCCACAGCCCACAGGCACCCUGCCAGUGAGGAGGUCGCCUUUACCCGUGAUGUGGCCUGUGGCCAGCGUCAUGUGCAAGGGAAGAUACUGGGAGGCGUGGAUGCCCUUGAGACAAAGUGGCCCUGGCAGGCCAGUGUGCACUAUGCAGGUUUCCACAUCUGCGGGGGGUCCAUCGUUGAUGAGUACUGGAUCCUGUCGGCUGCCCACUGCUUUGACAGGAAUAAGAACAUUGAGGCAUUUGAUAUGUAUGUGGGUCUUGUGGACCUCAAGGUUGCAGGCAAUCACACACAGUGGUUUGAGGUGAAUAGGGUGAUCAUACACCCCACAUAUGGAUUGUAUCACCCUAUUGGAGGCGACAUCGCUCUGGUGCAGCUGAAAACCCGCAUCGUUUUUUCCGACUCUGUGCUUCCCAUCUGUAUUGCACCCCCAGACUUGACUCUUUCAAACCUUUCUUGCUGGGCUACAGGAUGGGGAUCCAUCUCUCAACAAGGAGACACUUCAAACAAGCUGCAGGAGGUACGGCUGCCUCUGGUCCCAUGGCAACUGUGCCGACUGCUGUAUGGACAAACAGACAUUCUGCCAGACAUGCUGUGUGCUGGAAACUUCAGGGACAUGAAGACUGCAUGUGAGGGUGAUUCUGGGGGCCCACUUGUCUGUGAAUUCGACCGCACCUGGGUGCAAAUUGGAAUAGUGAGCUGGGGGCAGGGUUGCGCAUACCCUAUGUAUCCGACAGUUUUUGCCCGAGUCUCCUUUUUCUCAAAAUGGAUUCAUCAUCACAUAGAAAACACACCUUUACCUCUUCAGCCACUCCCUGCCCUCUCCUCUACUCCGGGGGCCAUCAUCAAUGUCCUUAUGGCCUCAUUGGCUGUCCUGUCAAUGCUCUAA